This is a messenger RNA of Stylophora pistillata, 7947 nucleotides long. RefSeq lists its product as uncharacterized. Lineage: Eukaryota; Metazoa; Cnidaria; Anthozoa; Scleractinia; Pocilloporidae. The record is from RefSeq and is a predicted model, not a curated record.
GUGUGUAGUAACAUCUUCAAUGAGGAGCUCAGGAUGUUGCUUUGGAAAGCUUUAAGUUUGAUAACUCUGCUAAACAGUUUUUUAUCGGCAGCAUCUGCUCCAGCUCCUGCUAUAGAUGUAUACAUUAAAAGCGAAGGGUAUUAUGAUCGAGGAAAGACACCAAACACACGUGGAAUUGCUUACGUCAAGGUGAACGGCGAGGAUUACUCUCGUCACGGCAGAGGGCAUAACGUUGUUGUUGUGGACGGUGCAACAGGUGUCGUUCUUUCUUCAAAAGUUUUCGACACGAAUGGGAAAAGUAAUGCCGGUAAUGACCUGAGAGAUUACCUCAACAGCAUUAAAGGAAACAAAAUUGUUUUGGUCGCCGUUCAAGAAGGGGGCUGGCGAUUUUCCUCAUCAGCGGUUCGCGCUCUCAAGAGGCUGGGGGCUAGUGGUUCUGUUCGAGGAAGCUAUCGGUCUUCUUUUGCUUUUGCUGGCUACGCAGGCACAAGACAAUCGACGUGGGUGACACAAAAAGAAAACGCAAGAUAUCUUGGGCCCAGUGAAAUAACUCUGAAAAUUCCUCUUUCAUCAAGAGACUAUAAAUGCCAAAACCAAACUCUACCGGGAGACAAAGGCGUCAUUUACUCACCUAACUAUCCAGAAAGGUACCCAGAUGGGCAAUAUUGCAUGUGGAAGAUCAUGUUAAAUGCAUCCUAUCAAGUGGCCUUAAUGUUUACGCACUUCAGUCUGCAAUCUGAAAACAACACAGACGCUGUUUAUGUUUACGAUGGCACCAACCAAACAGGCAAAGAGUUAGGAGUGUUCUAUGGCGGUCAGCUUCCCCCCAGGAAUGGAAUUUAUUCUUCCUCAAACAGCCUUCUUGUAAUAUUCAGAUCAGAUAAGAAUGGUUCCUUCUAUGGGUUCCAAGCUUCUUAUAACGCUGUUAAAUGUUCUGGAGCCCUUGGCAUGGAGAGUGGCGCGAUUUUAGAUGCUCAAAUAAGUGCGUCUUCGCGAAUGAAUGACAACAGCACACCAAGACAGGCGAGACUGAACUUUAUUGAACAGGGCAGCAAGCAAGGGGGAUGGUCGUCUCGUGUAAAUGAUCAUAAGUCGUGGCUUCAAGUGGACCUUGGCGGUUAUACCACAGUGACAGGUGUGGCGACUCAGGGGAGGAACUCUUCAAUAUUGCGGCAGUGGAUAACAACUUACACGUUACAUUUUAGUUAUGACGAAGUAAUCUUCCAGUUAUACAAAGAACCUAAUGAAAUGUCAGCUAAGGUAUUCCAGGGAAAUCAAGACGGUGAUACAGUUGUGUAUAACAAGUUGAUCUCGCCAAUCACUGCUCGUUACAUCAGGCUAUUGCCAGUCACGUGGCACAACCAUAUAUCACUCAGAAUGGAGCUCUAUGGGUGUCGAGGUUGUUCCUCACCACUUGGCAUGGAAAGUCAGGUUAUCUCCGAUAGUCAAAUCACUGCCUCCACCUCCGCCUCCCGAUGGUAUUACGGUUCUGCUAAAUCUGCACGGUUGAACUUGGGCGGCUGGAUUGCUUAUGGAGCUACUCAUAGACAAUGGCUUCAGGUGGAUCUUGGAACUUACUCAACUGUGACAAGUGUCGCAACUCAAGGAGUAAAAUUGUACCGGUACAGGUGGUACUGGUACCAGCCCGAAUUCUGGACAACUAGUUACAAUUUACAAUACAGUGAUGAUGGAAUAGCCUUUCAUUUUUACAAAGAACCUGGAAAAACUCUACCUAAGGUGUUUAAUGGAAAUCAAGACUACCAGUCAGUUGUGCGUAACAAGCUAAAACAAUCAAUCAGAGCUCGUUACAUUCGAUUCAAACCUUAUAACCCAAACAGUUAUAACCUCGGAAUGCGAACCGAAAUAUAUGGUUGUCUAGAAUGCGCAGUCCCUCUUGGCAUGGAAAGUAGGUCAAUAUUUGAUGCGCAAAUCACCGCUUCCUCGCAAAUGGAUGGAGACCACUCCGCAGUACAAGGCAGGUUGCAUUUUCAGGCCGAAGGAAGCAAAGCCGGAGGGUGGUCGGCUCUUACAAAUGAUACCAACCAAUGGCUUCAGGUGGAUUUUGGUAGUUACACUCGAGUGACGCAAGUGGCGACUCAGGGGAUGAACGGAGCUGAUGAGUGGGUGACCAGAUACAAGUUACAGUACAGUGAUAAUGGAGUGACUUACAAGUUCUACCAAAAAACUGGAGACACUUCGGUUACGGAAUUAAGCGGAAAUCGAGACCCUGACGAGAUUGUGUAUAAUACACUUCGUCCGCCACUCAAAGCACGGUAUUUCCGCAUAAUCCCAACAAAGUGGAACAAACAUAUCUCCAUGAGGAUAGAGCUCUUUGGAUGUCCAGAUUGUAUUUCACCAGUCGGUAUGGAGAGUGGAUUGAUCUCAGAUGGUCAAAUCAGUGCAUCAUCUCAACUGGAUGAUAAUCAUGCGCCACAGCGUGCCAGACUAAAUACCAAGAUAAGUGGAAUAAAACAGGGCGGUUGGCUUCCUCUUACAAAUGACCGUGAUCAAUGGCUUCAGGUGGAUCUUGGUAGUUACACUCGAGUAACACGAGUGGCGACUCAAGGGAGGGAUGGCUAUGAUCAAUGGGUGACUUCUUUUGAGUUACAAUACAGUGUUAACGAAAUCACUUUCACGUCCUACAAGGAAGUUGUUGGAGGCAACCCCAAGAUGUUCACCGGAAACAGCGAUAGUGAAACUGCUGUUUACAAUAUCCUCAAACCUCCAAUCACAACACGAUACAUAAGGAUCUUACCCAUAGCGUGGAGUACAAGUAUAGCGAUGAGAAUAGAAAUCUACGGUUGUACAGUUUGUAACAGACCUCUUGGAAUGGAAAGUGGAGCAAUCAAGGAUGCGCAAAUAACCGCCUCUACACAGUGGGAUGACAACCAUGCCCCACAGAGGGCCAGGCUGAAUAUGAAGUUGACUGGAGUAAAGAGAGGAGCCUGGUUAUCUCGUGUAAAGGAUCUCAAACAGUGGCUUCAAGUGGAUCUUGGCAGCUAUACCACUGUGACUGGCGUCGCAACACAGGGGAGGAAUGGACAUUGGCCAGAGCAGUGGGUAACCAAGUACAGGUUGCAAUACAGUAAUGAUGGAGUGAACUUCCAUUACUACAAAGAAAAAGAAGACAACUCAUUCAAGCUGUUUGAUGGUAAUCAAGACACCGACAGCAUUGUAUAUCAUAAAUUGGCAAGGCAAAUUACGGCACGUUACAUCCGAUUCAUUCCGGUGGAAUGGCGAAAUCACAUCUCUAUGAGAUUGGAAAUCUAUGGCUGUGAAGAAUGCUUUACACCUCUUGGUAUGGAAGAUGGAAUGAUCCCUGAUAUCCAGGUCAGUUCUUCUUCGCGACUGGAUGACAAUCAUUCACCAAGUCAGGCCAGACUGAAUUUUAAAGAAGAAAGAAAUGUGGCAGGAGGAUGGUCAGCUCAGUUAAACGAUAAGAACCCAUGGCUGCAGGUCGAUCUUGGCAGUUAUACUAGAGUGACGCGUGUGGCGACUCAAGGGAUGAAUGCCAACGAUGAGUGGGUGACCAAAUACAAGUUACAGUUCAGUGACGAUGGAAAAAACUUCCAGUAUUACAAGCAACAGGGUGACAAAAAAUGGACGGUGCUGAAUGGGAAUAAAGGAAGUGAUAUCAUUGUAGAAAAUAAUCUGAAACCUCCAGUUACAGCACGGUUUAUACGGUUUAUACCAACCGGUUGGCACAAUAAUAUCUCCAUGAGAACAGAGAUCUAUGGCUGUCCAGCAUGUAUGACUGUUCUUGGAAUGGAAAGUCAGGCAAUAGAAGAUGCUCAGAUUAGUGCUUCUUCGCAACUGGAUGGUAACCAUUCUGCAAUACAGGGAAGACUGCACCUUGAGAGAAAUGGUCGAAAGCAGGGUGGCUGGUCGGCGCUUACAAAUGAUCGUAAUCAGUGGUUACAAGUGGAUCUGAAUACUUUUGCACGGGUAACGGUAAUAGCGACUCAGGGGAGACAUGGAUUCAAAGAAUGGGUCACCAAAUACAGUAUGCAGUACAGCGAUGAUGGUGUGACCUUCACUCUCUACAAGGAAUCUGACAGCAGCUCAGAAAAGGUGUUUGAUGGAAAUCAAGAUUCAGAUACUGUCGUGUACAACAAACUGACUUCACCAAUAACAGCUCGGUACAUACGGCUGAUACCAACGACUUGGAACAACCACAUCUCGAUGAGGAUGGAAUUGUAUGGCUGCCCAGGAUGCGUGUCACCGUAUGGCAUGGAAAAUCGCAAAAUUUCUGAUUCCCAAAUUAAGUCGUCUUCACAACUGGACGAAAAUCAUUCCGCAAAGCAUUCUAGGUUGCAUUUAAAGGCAAACAGAGGAAAUGGAGGAAGCUGGUCAGCGCUUAUAAAUGACGUAAACCAAUGGCUUCAGGUGGACCUCGGUAGUUACAUCCGGGUGACGGGCAUAGCUACUCAGGGAAGGAAUGGGCACGAUGAGUGGGUGACAAAGUUCAGGCUGCAGUACGGCGAAGAUGAAGAUGUCCUUCAUUUCUUUGAGGAUCCAGGCGAUUUUGCCGCAAGGGUUUUCAAAGGAAAUACAGACAGCGACACUGUUGUGUACAACGCACUGACUCCACCAAUCAUAACGCGUUAUAUUCGAUUUAAACCUGCUGAGUGGCACAGUCGAAUAUCAAUGAGGAUCGAAAUCUAUGGCUGUCCAGGUUGUACAAAUCCUCUUGGAAUGGUAUCUGGAUCAAUAUCUGAUAUUCAGAUAACAGCAUCAUCUCAAUUGGAUGGCAAUCACUCCGCAUCACAGGCCAGGUUACAUUUCCAAGCCGAUGGUUACAAAGUUGGGGGUUGGUCAGCUCUCACAAAUGACAGUAACCAAUGGCUUCAAGUGGAUUUUGGUAGGUACACAAAAGUGACGCGCUUGGCGACUCAGGGGAUGGAUGGCUACAAUCAGUGGGUGACCAAAUACAUGUUACAAUACAGUGAUGAUGGCAUAAACUUCCACCUCCAGAAGGAAGCUACAUCGAGUUCUCCAAAGGUGUUCGAUGGAAAUAAAGAUCAAAAGACUGUUGUUUAUAACGUAUUGAGCCCACCAAUAACCACGCGCUACAUCCGACUUCAGCCGGUGGCCUGGAACGACCACAUAUCGAUGAGAAUGGAGAUCUACGGCUGUCCAGGUUGUGCAGCACCACUUGGCAUGGAUAGCGGAGCAAUCACCGAUGCACAGAUAAGUGCUUCUUCACAGUGGGAUGAUAACCAUGCGGCCAGGCAAGGAAGGUUGCAUUAUAAGAGAGUUUUUGGCACCUCCGGUAGUUGGUCAUCACGUAGAAAUGAUUUAAACCAAUGGUUUCAAGUGGAUCUUGGUCAAUAUACUACAAUAAAUGGUAUAGCGACCCAAGGCAGAAAUCAUCCGUGGAUAGACCAGUACGUGAAAGCAUACAAGUUACAGUAUAGUGACGAUGGAGUAUCUUUUUACUUUUACAAGGAGACGCCACUUGAAGCUGAGACGGUCUUUCUUGGAAAUAAAGACAGAGAGACUGUUGUCUAUAACGAAAUACGCCAGCCAAUCAGAGCACGUUAUAUACGAAUUAGACCAGUGGAUUGGAACCAACACAUAUCCAUAAGGGUUGAGAUCUAUGGCUGUCCAGGCUGUGUUGCUCCCCUCGGCAUGGAAAGUAAAUCAAUCUCUGAUGCACAAAUAUCUGCCUCCUCACAACUGGAUGAUGAUCAUGCUCCAAAGCAGGCCAGGUUGCACAUUCAAGCAGCCAUUAAUGGUAAAAGUGGGGGAUGGUCUGCUCGCACGAACGAUCUUUAUCAAUGGCUUCAGGUGGACCUUAGAAGUAAAACAAUUGUGACACGUAUAGCGACACAAGGGAGAGAUGGACUGGAUGAGUGGGUGACCAAAUACAGAAUACAAUUUAGCUAUUCUGGGAUCAACUUCCAAUUUUACAAGAAAGCAGAACAUAGUUCUGCACAGGUUUUCGACGGAAAUGAAGACAGUGCAACAGUUGUAGUUAACAAACUGACCGACGUAAUCAGAGCGCGUUUCAUCCGGCUAUUGCCGAUAGAAUGGCACAAACACAUAUCAAUGAGAAUUGAGAUUUAUGGAUGCCCAGACUGCAUCGCGCCUCUUGGUAUGGAAAGCGGAAAUAUCGCUGAUUCUAAGAUAAUCGUAUCCUCGAUUUUGGAUGAUAAUAGCCCACCAAGCCAGGCCAGGUUAAAUUAUAAAGUGGACGGUGGCUUUGGGGGAGGUUGGUCAGCUCACACAAAUAAUGCUAGCCAAUUUCUUCAAGUGGACCUUGGUACUUACACACGUGUGACGCGUGUGGCCACUCAAGGAAGGAACGGAUACGAUCAGUGGGUGACCAAAUAUAAGGUGGAGUACGGUGAGGAUGGCCAAAGCUUCCGGGUGUACAAACCAUCAAAUCUCAGCGUAGCCAAGGUGUUUACUGGAAAUCAAAAUAGCGAUGCAGUGGUUUACAACAGUCUGACGCCACCAAUCACAACAAGGUUUAUACGACUGAUACCAGUGGAGUGGCACAAUCAUAUCUCAAUGAGGAUUGAGGUCUAUGGCUGUCCAGGAUGCGCUGCAGCACUUGGUAUGGAGAAUAAAGAAAUACCUGAUGCCAACAUAAAUGUAUCUUCACAACUGGACGCGGACCAUAGCGCAAAGGAGGCAAGGUUAAACUCGAAAGGGGGAUGGUCAGCCUUGAACAAUAACUUCAAUCAGUGGCUUCAAGUAAAUAUCGGUUAUAACUCCCAAGUGACAGGUGUUGCGACACAGGGGAUGACUGGGAACGACCAGUGGGUGUCCAGAUACCGCAUACAAUAUAGCAGUGACGGAGUGACAUUUGAAUUUUACAAUUCAACGGAAGACAGUUCAGCAAAGGUAUUCUAUGGAAAUAAGAACGGUGACACGGUUGUAUACAACAUGUUGAGACCACCAAUAACAGCACGUUACAUUCGCCUGAUUCCUGUUGAGUGGCACAACCAUAUAUCGAUGAGGGUGGAAAUCUACGGUUGCUCAGUGGUUAACGAUUCGCCAGCACCAGAAAUGACGACAGAAGCUAGCACCGUCAGAGGAGCAGAGAAUAAUGGAAAACGAAAAACAGAAGGUGUCAAUAUACCUGCUGUGCUGUUACCCGUGGUCUUAAGCAUUCUAAUCGCUGCCUUGGGAUUAUUUUAUUGGAAAAGGAGAGCUCAAAAGCAUGUGCACAUCAAAUCAAUCUCAUUUCAGACAGGAACCAAUGAAUUGAACUAUGCAGUGAACAGAAUAUACGAUGAAGGGGCCGAUGAGGUGGUGUAUCAUGAUUUUGAAGAUUGAAGACUCCAGCCCCGAGGAUAUGUUUUAGCCUCUUAUACUGUUUUAAAAUAAACUAAAGAAAAAAGAAGAAAGGAUAAUCAAAUGUAAACAUCCUCUUGGGAUUUGAACUAUUUUCCCUAUGAAUAGUCAAAGUUGAGAACAUCACGCAGACGUAACAUAUACCGUUUUUCUUAUCAGCAAGGGGAUGAUAAGUAAGUUAACCAAUUUUUCAUUGUGUGAAUGCGAAGGGACGGUCUAUUUGAGUUAGUUGCUGUCUAAACGAUGUAAGUUUAGAACGGUUGAUGAUUACUGGCUCACAGACCGUUUCUCGCUUACAUUGAGUGUCGUAAAAACACAGAACCAAAGUUAUCAGAACAGCAAAUCGGAGGAUAGAAUAAAUAGCCUUAAGAAACAAUGAGAACUCAGAGAAAAACCAACCUCACCGCCCAAGGCGCGGGAAAACGCGCCUUGGGCGCGUCGAGAUUAGCUUUAGUUUUGCAUUUGAUUGGCUGGGAGAGUAGCGCGAGGUUUUUGGACUAAUCACAGAACGGAACAAAGCAAAACCAAUGGAAUCCUAGAUUACUUUUGACGCUUUAUUGUAAACUGCUCUAAUCUGAAAACCACACCAGCAACAAUUCGUUGUCCAACUGAAAACUAUGGCUCGCAAACUUUAGGUAAAUU